Zymoseptoria tritici IPO323 is the source of this 492-nucleotide messenger RNA. RefSeq lists its product as uncharacterized. NCBI's taxonomy places the organism in Eukaryota, Fungi, Ascomycota, Dothideomycetes, Mycosphaerellales, Mycosphaerellaceae. Bases 1 to 492 code for a protein of 163 amino acids. The record is from RefSeq and is a predicted model, not a curated record. The transcript has a single exon.
AUGGCCACUCUCCGCAACCUCUCCAAAUCUGGCGCUGUCGUACUCUUCACGCCCGUCAUAACCCCAGCCAGCGCAGCUAAAUCAUCCAAUAAAACCACCACCGUCGACCCCUUUGAGAUUCUCGGUCGCGCAUUGAGCACCCACCACACACGCAUCCGCCACGUUCCCUAUGUGCCGACCAUCGGUUUCACAGAGACCCACGACGCCUUCCUCAGCCAAGCCGAUGCUGUGAUUGUGGUGAUUUGCGAGCCACUGCAGUCCAAGGAGAAAGGACUCCAGGACCAGGUCAACUUCGCGGAGGCUGCUCAUGAGGCUAUGGGGUACUUUGAGGGCGCCGACAAUGAUCCGAUGGCUGUGGUGCAGUGUGGUGAUCCGGACGGGAAGUGGUGGCCGGAAAGUAUUGCUGAGUUCGAGGUGCUUCUCAAGUGUGGCUCUUUGGACGCUACGAUGGCGCAGCAUAUCGCUCGCAAAAUCUUUGGCUUGAAGAAGUGA